Molecule: messenger RNA, 990 nt
Organism: Anthostomella pinea
Lineage: Eukaryota; Fungi; Ascomycota; Sordariomycetes; Xylariales; Xylariaceae
Source: the annotation of a GenBank genome assembly
AUGUCGCCAGCUACGAGAGACAUCCUAGGCAAGGUGCGCCAGAUGGUGCCACCCAUGCUAGAGAGAUUUCACAAAGGUCAACUGGGUCGUGUUGCUGUCAUUGGCGGUAGCGAAGACUACACCGGUGCUCCAUAUUUCUCUGCUAUGGCGAGUGCUCGUCUAGGCUGCGAUAUGUCCCACCUCAUCUGUACCCCCGGCGCCGCCGCUGUGAUCAAGACCUACAGCCCGAACAUAAUGGUACACCCGCUGAUGCGGCAAUCGCCCUCUCCCUCGUCCCCGUCCCCUCCGGCGUCCGAGACCGACCCAGGCCAGAUCUCCAGCAAGAUUAUCGAGAUGCUGCCACGGCUACACGUGCUAGUCAUCGGCCCAGGACUCGGUCGUGAUCCGCUCAUGCAAGAGACGUGCGCCAAGGUGCUGGCGGCGGCGCGCGAGCGCAAGAUGCCCGUGGUUCUGGAUGCGGACGCACUGGCCAUUGUGAUAAGCAAGCCUGAGCUCGUCAAGGGUUGGCGCGAGGUCGUGCUCACGCCCAAUGUCGUCGAGUUUGGCCGCCUCUGGAAAGGUGUCAAGUCCGAGGACGCCAAGGGCGGCGGCGCUGAAUCGUCUGCACAGGUCGAGGAGCUGUGCAAGGCGCUUGACGGUGUCACUAUCGUACAGAAGGGCGGCAAGGACUUCAUCAGCAAUGGCGAGACCACCCUCACUGUCGACCUCAAGGGCGGCCUGAAGCGGAGUGGCGGCCAAGGCGAUACGCUGACGGGCAGCAUUGCAACGUUCCUCGGCUGGCGUGCGGCAUACCUUGAAGGCCUUUGGGACCACGGCGGACACUUGAAGGAGGAGGAGAUGCUGGGUCUGGCGGCCUUUGGUGGUGCGGCUAUCACGAGAGAAUGCUCUCGUCUUGCUUUCGAGCAGAAGGGCAGAAGUCUCCAGGCCAGCGACCUGACAGAACAGGUUCACAUCGCGUUCAACAACCUAAUUGGCGAGCCAAGCAGCUAG